AUGCUUGAAAUUAUACAUCAAAUAAUUACAUUACUCUAUUCGUUCAUCUUUUAUCUUUGUGAGUUUGGCUAACUCUAGGAACUUCAGAUUUUCAGCAAAAUGUUAUUCCAGCUAUAAUUUCAAGCUGUUGUCGCACAAAAAAAUCGUCAAAUCCAUCGAAUUUGACGUCAGAAUCUCCAAAAAUCAAUCAAGAACCAGAACCUCUUCAAACUCCGAAGGAAUCGGGUGGAAAAGCGACACCAACAAGUAAAUCCAAGGAGAAAUCCGACAAAAAAUUGGCGAAAAAACAGCGCGAAAAAUCAAUUUCAAAGAAAAACGGCGGAGAGUUGGAUUUGAAUCGACCUGGUUAUUCGAAAAGUUUGAUUGCGAUUCAGGAAGCGGCGUUGUCGCAAAUUUUUCAAAAUGGAUCUGCUUCGGAUCGAAAACCCGAUAGAACUUUGGCGAAAAAUACGACGACGACAGAAAAUCAGGAAAAAUCGGAGUUGGAGUUGAAGAAAACGCAGACACCUUCGAAUGAAUAA
Messenger RNA from Caenorhabditis angaria, 521 nucleotides. The record is from the annotation of a GenBank genome assembly. Lineage: Eukaryota; Metazoa; Nematoda; Chromadorea; Rhabditida; Rhabditidae.